UCAUGGUCCCCCUCCUCCUUCCCCUUUUCCAUUCGUCCGCGCACGCGGCUCCCUCGCUCUUUUUUCCUGUAACCCCACUCUCCUCCCCUUCCAUCUCCGUGUCUCCAAUCCUCCCUUAUUCCUCCUCCUCAGCAACAACGACCAUAACCGCAUCCCUCCAUCCCCGUGGAAUCCGUAAUACUAAUUCCAUCGGGAUAACAUCUCCCUCUCAAGCCUCCCACCCGCUCCCAAUUAUCCCAUUUCCUAUUCUUCGAGUGAUCCUCUUCCUCGCAUGAAGAGAUUUCGGGGGUGAAACGGAUCGGGAUGGAGGAAACGGUCUCGGACCAGCCCAACGAUCAGGCCGCCUCGUCGGCCGCUUGGACGCCGGAGGCAACGCCGGAGCACCCCAUUGAGGAUACCGCGGCGGCGCCGGCGAUGGCGAAGAGCCCGUACCUGAGCGCGUCGUUCUCUGGAACGACCCACUGCUCGUCUCCGCUCGCCCGGCUCCGCGAGGCGAGGCACGUACGGAGCAAUAGUUUGCAGCGGUGGCGGCGGCAGAUUCAGCGGGCGUGGAGGUGGGGGCCAAGCGGCGGCAACAACAUCAAUAGUGGUACUAGGGAGUACGGUUUCAAGACGACAUUGAAUUUGGAGGUGAUGGCAAAUCAGAAGCGGGAGUGGUAUCAGAUCCAAUCCAAAUCACGGGAUCUUAGACAAUAUAAGGAGCCAUCCUCACUAUUUGAGCACUUCUUCAUUGUGGGCCUUCAUUCGUAUGCAAAUGUUGAAGCCAUUGAAGAUGCUUUUGCAAAAAGAAAAAAAUGGGAGUCAGAGGUGGCAAACUCUGAAAUUCUUGAUCUUAGAAAGCUUCAAUAUCAUGGGUGUAUGCCUACUCUGGAACCUCAGAUCCUUUUUAAGUACCCUCCUGGGAAGAGAGUGGCGAUGAGGGAGAAUGAUUUGCCUGCCUUUUGUUUUCCUGAAGGUGUAAAGGAGGAUAUUGCACUGCCAUCUCUUCAUGCUUUCCUGAGAACUAACAGUAAAGAUGUAAAGAUGAACAAGGCUCGCUUGAUAGAGAGAACACCAUCCAUGAGUGAUCUAAAUGAAAUUGUGUUUGGACAGGAGCACCUGUCUCAAGAUGAUUUAUCUUUCAUCUUCUGUUUGAAGGUGUCAGACAAUGCAACUUUAUAUGGUGUUUGUCUACAUGUCCAGGAGAUAGUUCAGAGAGCGCCGGGUAUUGUAGGUGCUGUUUCACCCCUCAACCAUUCUUGCAAGUCUAGCCGUUUCUUGGUUUCUGCACCACGUUGUUAUUGCAUACUUACAAGAGUUCCCUUUUUUGAGCUACAUUAUGAGAUGCUGAACAGCAUAAUUGCCCAGGAGCGCCUUGAGAGGAUAACACAAUUUGUUAGUGAAAUGGCUCUCUCAGAUCCCAUUGCACAUGGGAUUGCAGAGCAUGAUCAACUGGAGGAGAAUUUUUGUUCGCCUGACAGGCAGUCCCGUAAUGAUUGGAUGGGAUGUGCUAUACCAGUUGACAGUGUAUCAGGUCUUCUUUCUUCAGCAGGUCUUCCAUCAGACAGGGAGGUUUCACCAUUUUUAUUCAGGACUUUCGAACCACAGUCUCCUGAAAGUGUUUCUGCCAGUGAUGCUUCAGACUUCAGUCAUGUAAGAGAGCUGGAUAAGGAAAUGAGGAGGUCUUGGCACCAGUAUGAUGAUAACACAUCUGAGACCUCAGGAUCCCGCUCUGAUAGUUUUGAAAGAGUGAAUGGAAACUUUGAAAUUGGCCAAACUUCACCAGAGGUUGGUACAGUAUGUUGUUCUGUCAGCAACAGAUUAGAGCGUGCUGAAAGUGUGGAGUCUAUAUACAGCUCAGCUAGAGGCGCUGGAUCAGAUGAUGAAGAUGAUGAAUUCAACUUUAAGCAUGAAAUGAAUAUUGGUGAUGAAAAAGUAAUGGAAUGGGCAAAGGCACACAACAAUGAACCACUAAUGAUAGUUUGUGGUUAUCAUGCUCUUCCCCUGCCACCAAGGGGAGGUGAAAUAGUUUUUCACCCUCUAGAGCAUUUACAGCCAAUCAACUAUUACCGACCUGGGAUAAAGUCUCUAAACUUAGAUAAUACUUUUUCUGACUUCGACCCAUCUUGCCUCGGGGAAGCUAAUCAGUUUUCCGAGAAGGUCAAUGCACGAUUAGCAGCUGCUGAAGAAGCUCUUGCACUAUCAAUAUGGACCAUUGCUACAGUUUGCCGUGCUCUAUCUCUAGAAAGUGUUUUGGCACUCUUUGCUGGAGCAUUAUUGGAAAAACAAGUGGCAGUAAUAUGCCCAAAUUUGGGUGUGCUAUCAGCUAUUGUCUUGUCGGUUAUUCCUAUGAUUCGACCAUUUGAGUGGCAGAGUUUGUUGCUUCCAGUUCUGCCAAGAAAAAUGCUGGAUUUCCUUGAUGCUCCAGUUCCAUUUAUUGUUGGUAUACAACACAAACCAGCUGAUAGCAAAAUUAAAACAACCAACAUUAUACAAGUUAAUGUCUCCAAGGACCAGGUGAAGACAUGUUCCUUGCCUCAACUUCCUCGAUAUAAGGAACUUGUCUCUGAUCUAAGUCCUAUUCAUGCUCGGCUCUCAUGUGAAAAUUCCAUAGCUAAAAGACAUCCUGUUUACAGAUGUAGUGAAGUUCAGGCUGAAGCUGCCGGUCACUUCUUAAGUGUCAUGAAAGCCUACCUAGAAUCCCUCUGUUCUAAUUUGCGGUCUCAUACCAUCACUAAUGUGCAAUCAAAUAAUGAUAAGGUAUCACUUCUCCUUAAAGACAGUUUUGUUGAUUCAUUCCCCAUCAAAGAUCGACCAUUCAUUAAGCUUUUUGUAGACACGCAACUGUUCUCAGCUCUAUCAGAUUCUCGGCUCUCCACAUAUGAGCAUGAGUAGUCUUAACUUUGGCAAUAUACCAACUAAUGCAUGAUCAAUCAAGAGCUCAUUUGAUAGGGGAUCAAAAGCUGCAGAAAGUGUAAUGCAUGGGCAUACACUACCACCGCUCGGUGCACUGCUACAUGAUGUUCAAAAUUUACCUGCAGCGAGGGUUCCUGCAUAGAAUUUUACUCCCAGAAAGAAAAUCAGCAUGCUUAUAUUGUAAUUUGAUCACAUGGUAAUACUAUGGCUGGCCCUACCAAGUUUGGCUGCUUCAGGGCCUUCUGGCCAUCAGAAAUGUGAUGCAUCCCGAUCUUUUAAAAAUGGGAUGCCAUGGCUUGUUAGAGGUCUGUUUGUUUGCCUAUUGUUGUAUAUCUGUAUCCAAUAAACUUUUUUUGAGCGGGCCUUUGGUCACCGGAUCUUUUUUUUUAUAUCUUUAUGUCAAUAAAUUUUUAGGAUCAUUUGAAUCACAGUCACGGCAACAUGCCGAGCUUAUAGUU
Messenger RNA from Phoenix dactylifera (date palm), 3353 nucleotides. RefSeq names its product DENN (AEX-3) domain-containing protein. NCBI's taxonomy places the organism in Eukaryota, Viridiplantae, Streptophyta, Magnoliopsida, Arecales, Arecaceae. The record is from RefSeq and is a predicted model, not a curated record.